GAGUCAUCGAUCAAAUUUGUAUGCUGCUUCAGUGACUGUACCAAUUACUCAUUCGAUGUCUUGAGAAGCCUGUCUUUGAUUCUUGUUAUUUUGUUUUUGGUAAGUCGCGAAGCCUUGAUAUAAAAGCAGCCUCGGCAACUCAGGUCACGUCGCCUGAAUUGUUGCUGCACGUACACUGAGACAGCCUCAUAGCGACGCUUAUACAUAAUACUUCGUCAUGGCCGACGACAGUCACCAUUCUUCAUGGCACCCUGCAUUGCGCACUCAUAACAGCACCCAGGACGUCCCCCGAGCUGCUCCACAACAAUCUCCUGCUCCUGACGCCGCAGACGAUGCCGACCUCUUCGACCGCAUACCAGCAGGGCAGCACAAAUCGAUUGCCGAGGACACUAUACUCGGAGACUCCGAGAACGCUUUAGAAGAUUCAAAACGCGAGCCAGCACCGCCUGAACCCUCCGUGUCCGAUCUUGUGCCUGAGCACGUUGAAGCCUCAGCACCUGUCGCGGAAGAUAGCCACCAAGAUUCUGAGCUCGCCCAUGCGGAAUCGCCGAGUCUGAUCCCUGAGCCGACCCAUGACUUACUCAGCAACACGAAACAUGUGCCAGUUGCAGAAGUCCAACAUGCCGAUCCUCCGUUCACCACAGAAGCCGACCAAGACGCGCCGCAAGAGCCGGGACUCUCCUCAAUCGAAGAAGCCUUUGGCAGGCUGAACAAAGAAGAGCCGGAAUACUUUCGUGAGCAGUACGAGUACCAGGGCCACAGUACCGCUGCCGAUGAUGCCAUUGACGAGAGUGACGACGCACCUCUGAUUCAGGAUGAGGAGACUCUGCCAACCCCUGGCUUUGCCACGGAUGCGCCCGCCACAAACACUCGCGAUGUUCAUAUCGACUCCUUCCACCAUGAUCCAUCAGCAGUCGCGGCGGCCACUGAGCAUGUAUUCAAUAUGUCCACUCAAGAUCCAUCAUCUGCAGCACAAGAGACCACAGAGAAGCCUAUUGUAGAGAGGUCAAGCUCGGAGGAGCAAGAUCGGGAAUUCCCGGCUGUUCCGGACCAUUCAGGAGCAUUAGAAGAAGCACAAGAAACACUGCGACAGGUGGCCGAAGAGCCAAUCGAAGAGCCUGUGCAGAUCCAGUCUCAGUCAUCAGCCACUUUCGAGUGGGGAGACGACGAUCAGACAGACGACUUUGGAGCAGUUGUUGGUAUUGUCUCGACCGAGGAGAAUAACGUCGAUGCAGAAAAUCUUGCAGCAGGCAGUGGCUUGGUCGCUUCUCAAGCGACUGCUCUGGCCCAAGCAUUGCAAGAGCAGAAAGCACUGGACAACAAUCCGCCAGCAGGCGAAAAGAGCGAGGAGGAUCUGGCUGCCAUGUGGUCAGCUGCCUUGGAUGAUGACGACUUCCUCGACGACAAUGCUGUCGAUCCCAGCGGCUUCUUUGAAGACGACGGCGAAGGCUUCUUGGACGACUUUGACACGAUCCCGGCACAAGAUCAGCAGAUCCUCAGUCCAGAACAAGCCCUUAGCCCUGGCAUUGCUCCUGUUCUUGAUUCCUCAGGCAAUACCGUUGGCUUCAGCAAGCUCGGCGGUCCACAAGCACAGAUAAAUGCUCCAGCGAACCCCUACUCUCCAACAGCUCAACAGCCCAACCCUUACCUCGCCCCAGCUCUUCCUUCUGUACCCUUAUACAAUCAGCAACAACCGUCUGUCCGACCAGCUCUCAGCAAUGCCCAAAGCUUUGCUGAUAAGUCCAAGGGCGGCUAUUCAUCGCCCUACGAUCUGCCCGAAGACAUUGUUCAGCCCCGUAGACGUGCCGCCGCUGCCGCUCCUCCUGCUCAGUCUUCUGCUCCUCCUCCGCCGCCGAGGAGUAGUAGUAUGCAAUCUACUAGCGUACCUCUAAACGCUGCUCCUCCCCUGUCACGUUCUGUGACCGCAGCUCCCUCAGCAGUCAUUGCAUCACCUCCCAUGAAUCAGUCUCCGAGCAUGCCAACUUUGCCUCCCAAACCUGCCGCUGUUUCUGGCUCGAGAUCUGCCUCUGGUUUCUUCGAAGAGCUGCCAAUGGUGCCAAAGCCCCGAGCAAGACCAUACACCCCAGCUGUCACCUCACCUUCUCCCGCUCAAGGUUUCCAACAGACUCCGCCGCAAGGCCCUCCGAUUCGCCCGCCAUCCCGUCCUGCAAUGCCUCCCUCAGCUGCAUCAUCAAGCUAUAAUGUCGAAGGUCUCAGACAGCCUGAGAAGCUGCCUCUACUGCCAGACACGCAAGGACUCCCUCAGCAACUUGAGCCACCUCAACCCGUUGCACCUCCAGCAACAUCCAGGUAUUCGCCAUCAGCUCCUACCCAAGAAUUAGCAGCAGUACCUCUGCCAGCGACUGGACGCUUCUCACCGAUGCCUCCACCAGUUCCUGCGGCAAGUUCGCGCUAUUCACCUGCCCCGCAAGCUCAAGCUCAAAACCAGGCACAGAACAAGUAUGCUGCGCUGCCUGCCUCAAGCCCUGGCGCACGCCCUGCUCAAACAUUCGCCCCCAGAACCUCAAGUCCGCUAGCAUACCACGAGAGACCAGCUGCUGGUGACAUGCCUCCUCCGUCCGUGCGCUCAGUGUCAUACCAGCGUCCACCUCCCAACCGCCAGAUGUCAGGACUUGCUGAAGGUUUUGAAACCCCUCCUAGGAGAGACAGCAAUAUUUUGGACCAGACCAUUAUCCAGUCCUUUGCAUCACCUCCUAAGGCUAACCCUUACGCGCCCGUGUCACCCGAUUCUCGCGUCUCCCAGCAGUACAAUGCGGCUGAACCACCAGCGCCUAGCGACACCUUCUCGCCUCCUAGGAGGUCCAAGACUCAAUCGCCAGGGACUGUAAUGAAAGGACCUCUGAAGGCUAUCACACGGAUUGAGAGGCCUAUUUCUGCUGCCGGUACUGUUACUUCGCCCACGUUGCUUCAGCGACAAGACGUUAGAUCGGCUCUGCCGCCAGCUCGACAACAAUUAUCUUCUGAUCUUAACUUCACGGUUCCUCAGGACGAACGGGCUCAAGACCCAUUGGAACGAUACAAGGGUUGUCCUGUCUUCAAAUGGGGGCCAAGUGGCUCGGUGGUUAGUACAUUCCCUAAGCAAGCUCCAUUCUAUGCAGCUGGUCAUGCCAUACCCACUAUCAAGUGUACCCCUGGACAUAUCACCAUCCAUGACACCAAGAUGACUUUUCCUCUGGAUGAGCGAGACGCAAAAUUCCCUGGACCUCUGAAUAAAGGCAAGUCCAAGAAGAAGGAUACACUUGCGUGGAUCACUGGCAAAAUUGAAGAUAUUGAGAAGGUGAAUGAGAGCACUCUCCAUGACUUCACUGUGCCUGUGCAUGCAAAGAAACGUAUCGAAGAGAAGGUUAUCCUUUGGAAGAUGGUCAGGCUUUUGCUGGAACAUGACAAUAAGAUUGAAGGUAAUGCUACUGCAGAGGACGCUGCGCGCAAGAUCUUGCUUCCAAAUCUCGCACAUGUAGAUGCUUCGGGCGACGACUUGACCGAUAAUAUAUCCUCUGGACUCCCCGCCGAGCCCGUCAGUGCCAAAGCAAUGGCGCAGAUCCGCAGACAUCUUCUCGAAGGUGAUCGUGAAAAGGCCGUUUGGUAUGCUGCCGAAAAAAAGCUCUGGUCCCAUGCUUUGCUCAUUGCAUCGGUCGCCGGGCCUGAAAUCUGGAAACAGGUUGUGCAGGAAUAUGUUCGCUCCCAAGUCAAGGAUGCCGGAGAAAACUCGCAAUCACUUGCAGCUUUGUACGAAAUCUUCGCUGGAAACUGGGAAGAGAGCAUUGAUGAGCUCGUCCCACCAUCCGCUCGUGCUGGCUUCCAGAUGAUCAGCAAAGCAGGACCGAGUGCAAAGAACCCCUUGGACGGUCUUGACCAAUGGCGUGAAACACUGUGCCUUAUUAUUAGCAACAGAAGCAAUAACGAUGUCCAGGCUAUCUCGGCACUAGGCAAACUUCUCUCCAGCUACGGUCGUAGCGAGGCAGCUCAUACCUGUUAUCUCUUCGCCAAAGCCUCGGCCCAUCUUGGUGGUGCGGACGAUGAAAAGUCUGACUUUGUCCUCCUUGGAGCAGACCACAGGAAUCAAUCCCAGGAGCUGUCUGACCUGGACGCGAUCCUCUUGACCGAGGUCUAUGAGCUCUGCGUGUCUCUUGCGCCUGCUCCUGGAACUUCUCCUACCCUUCAUCACCUGCAAGCAUUCAAGUACCAACAUGCUCAAAUCCUCACCGAACAUGGAUUGCGCACCGAGGCUCAAGCGUACUGUGACGCAAUUAUGGCCUCUUUCAAGACGUCUACCCGCCUUUCACCAUACUAUUCUCCUGCAUUGUUGAGCAGCGUAGACGACUUGCACAGAUGUUUGUCACAAGCGCCUCAGGCCAGUGGUUCGGGAGGUUGGAUCCCCAAGCCCUCCAUGGAUAAGGUUUCAGGGAGCAUGUGGAAGCGCUUCAACACUUUUGUUGCUGGCGAUGACGAUGAAGCCAAGUCAAACGGCUCAACUGGUGGUGAAGGUGCCCCCGCAGGACCGUUUGGAGGUAUCACUGGUGAGACUCCGACGGUCAGCAGAACAGCUUCAACGACUGAUCUGUACGGUGCAAUGUCACUAGUUGGCAACACGUCGGCGCCCAGCGGCUCCGCACCGAAUCGAUAUGCACCACCUACUCAGCCUGGUGGUGCUUCGGCUGCACGUUACGCAUCCAGCGCAUAUGCUCCAAGCAGGGGUUCCAUGGAGUCAUCGCGCUCUUAUGAGCAAGAGAGACCUGGAACUGGCUACAGUAGUCUUGUAUCUCCCACCACUGCCGCACCUGCGCCAGUACAACGUGCUAGUAGCACACCGUUCGGAGCGUAUUUGCCGCAAGUGGCUGGAGACAACCAGCAAGUACAGCCGUCGCUCAGUGUCCCACGGCCAGAGGCGUCUCGUGCCGUAUCUGAUCACCGUGUCCAAUACAGCCAGCCACCUUCAAGGCGGGAGUCUGUUCAAUCUGGUGUUAACUCUGAGCCUCGCUCGAGUCUCGACCAGGGCAGACCGAUACAUGGAUAUCAGCCUGAGAGCUCUAGACACUCUCCUUACCAGCCUAGCUCUUACACGCCUUUGUCGCCAAUCUAUGGAGACAAUGGCAAUGAGACAGGUGAAAUCGAACAGCCAUCGCUGUAUGAGUCGCACACUCAGUCGCCUUACCAACCCUCUGAGCCUACGCCUGUGCAAGAGUCUCAGUACCCUGGAUAUGUGCCCACAACUUCUUCGUAUGAACCUCCAGCCUCUCAAUACGAGCCUUCAGCUUCUCCGUACGAGCCUCCUACAUCUUACGAACUCUCUCCGUCUUAUGAACCAUCAUCAUAUGAUCCCUCAUCGUCCUAUGAGCCGCCAUCUUCAUAUGAACCGCCUUCAGACGAGCCUCAAAUCUCGGACGAACCCCAGACUUCGUCCUACGCUCCCCCGUCGUAUGAUGCACCAUCCUCGUAUGCACCACCAACAUCCUACGAGCCACCGACUGGUGCAUCUGGUUACGAGCCUCCAACUUCCAGCUACCAACCUUACGAGCCAGAACAAGAUCCGGAGGAAGGCGAUGAACAGUCACAAGAGCAGCCAAAGAAGAAGAGCUUUAUGGAUGACGACGAUGACGACGAGAUCAUCCGUCGUGCCGCUGCUCUCAAGAAAUCAGCCGAUGACAAAGCAGCAGACGAAGCUUUCCGCAAAGCCGCUGAAGAAGACGCCAAACGCGACGACAAGUCAGGUGCAGGUGGUGAUAAGAAAGGUUGGUUCGGUGGCUGGUUCGGCAAGAAAGACCCGAACGCUCAACAACAAGGGCCUAUUAGAGCCAAGCUCGGUGAACAGAGCUCCUUCUACUACGAUCCCGAUCUCAAGAAGUGGGUCAACAAGAAGGGAGGUGCUGAAGCGGCUACACCUACUGCUGCCACACCACCACCGCCAAAGGGUCCUCCGAGUAGAAGUGUCAGUGCUGCUGCUGUGCCACCUGCUGGACCUCCCAUGUCUGGCCCACCUUCACGAGCUAUGACACCAAGCGGUCCACCGUCUGGCCCUCCUUCUAUGGUCACGUCACCCGCUGCACCACAAAAUGGCUUCGCGUCUGCCUCUGCACCCCCACCAUUGGGUGGACUAGCAGGAGGGCCACCAUCCUCAGCACCACCGAGUCGUCCCGCCACGAGUAUGAGUAACGCAAGUAGUAUUGAUGAUUUACUUGGUGCACCUGGGCCGAGAAAAGGAGGUACUGCCAAGGCCAAGAAGAGAGGUGGCAGAUAUGUUGAUGUUAUGGCUAAGCCUUGAUAUGGAUGAAAGCAGGUUCGCCUUUUGUAAUGUUAGAUGUUUGUCAAGACAGAACGAAUGAAGAUAUGGACGGUCUUGUUGUAUUAUGAUAUCUCAUCUUUCUUCUUUCUCUCCCAUCAGAUCUUCCUUUUCUC
Aureobasidium subglaciale EXF-2481 is the source of this 6414-nucleotide messenger RNA. RefSeq lists its product as uncharacterized. The transcript has a single exon. Lineage: Eukaryota; Fungi; Ascomycota; Dothideomycetes; Dothideales; Saccotheciaceae. The coding region runs from base 218 to 6280 and encodes 2020 amino acids. The record is from RefSeq and is a predicted model, not a curated record. Gene Ontology annotation, biological process: COPII vesicle coat assembly; autophagy; Golgi organization. Gene Ontology annotation, cellular component: endoplasmic reticulum exit site; ER to Golgi transport vesicle membrane.